Molecule: messenger RNA, 1599 nt
Organism: Liolophura sinensis
Lineage: Eukaryota; Metazoa; Mollusca; Polyplacophora; Chitonida; Chitonidae
Product: glucose dehydrogenase [FAD, quinone]-like
Exons: 10
Coding region: 1-1599 (532 amino acids)
Molecular function (GO): oxidoreductase activity, acting on CH-OH group of donors; flavin adenine dinucleotide binding
Source: RefSeq, a predicted model, not a curated record
AUGGAGAGGACGGUCACUGAAGAGGAGAUGCUGCCCGUCUACGACUACGUUAUUGUUGGAGGAGGUUCGUGUGGUUGUGUGUUGGCCGCCCGAUUGGCCUCGGCUUCAGACCGAACUGUGCUAUUACUUGAGGCUGGCGGAGAUGACCGAAAAAUACCAGAGAUCCCCGUGCCUGGAUCAGCUCGUCUUCUUCAACUGACUGAUUGUGACUGGCAGUACAAAGCCGUGGCCCAACAAAAUGCAUUCAAAGCAUUUAAAGAUCAGGUGUUCAAUAUUCCCCGGGGUAAGGUUCUGGGUGGGUCGGGGUCUAUAAACUACAUGAUCUAUAUGAGAGGUACCCCUCACGACUACGACAUCUGGAAGAAUAUGGGAUGCCCAGGUUGGGGCUAUGACGAUGUGCUACCUUACUUCAUGAAGUCGGAGAGAUGUCUCAUUAACAGGCGGGUGGACAAAGGAUUCAUGUUGGUUCAGUCCAACAUCGCUGAUGGUGUUCGACAGAGCUCCAGUGAGGCGUACUUGAGACCCGUAAUGAAGCGGGAGAACCUGCACGUGGCCCUAAAUUGUCACGUGACCAAGGUAUUGAUUGAUAAACAGGUAGCUCGCGCUGUGGAGUUUGUGCGUGGAUCAUCCAGAAAGAAAAGGCAGACAGUGCGAGCCCGUCAGGAAAUCCUGCUCUGUGGCGGGACGAUUGGCUCGGCUCAUCUGCUAAUGCUGUCCGGCAUUGGACCUGCCCAUCAUCUCAAGUCAGUAGGGAUUGACGUGGUUGCCGAUUUGCCGGUUGGAGACAACCUUCAAGACCAUAGUGGCACGUUUGGAAUCGAGUUCCAAAUUGAUGAGCCUAUUUCUGUGUUACCUGAAGACUUGGCCUGCCAGGAGAGACGAGACCUUUAUGAGAAAUUGAGGACAGGUCAUCUAGCUACGAAUGUGUAUGACGCCAUUGGCCUGAUCCGGAGCGAGGUCCAAGAUCCGGGCAAUCCCAAUCCGGACAUUUGUCUGACAAGUCUCUGCUCAUUGUACGGUGCCGGUCACGGGACUGCAUUCAAAGCCGCCACUGGCAUGCGCAAUGAGAUCUGGGAAUCCAUGUUUUGUGGAAAUCUGGGCAAACACGGCUUCGGAGUCAAAAUCGCCGUGACUCACCCAAAGAGUCGAGGCACAAUCCGGUUAAGGAACCCUGAUCCGUUCUCAUACCCAGCCAUCGAUUACCGGUGUUUUUCACAUCCGGAUGAUGUCGCAACGACGUUAGCAGGUAUAAAAUUCCUCAUGAAACUUGGACAAACGGAGCCAAUGAAGGCGAUUGGAGCUCGCUUUACAGCACGUGUUCUUCCACAUUGCACUAAAAAGCCAUUCACCGACGCAUACUGGGAGGAAUACAUCCAAACUUUGACCUUCAUGACGUAUAAUAUUGGUGGAACUUGCCGAAUGGGCCGCCCGGAGGAUUCGACAACUGUCGUUGAUCCACAGCUCAGGGUGAAAGGUGUGGAGAGGUUACGUGUGAUUGAUGCUUCCAUCAUACCUGUCCUUCCCUCAGCGAGCAUUUAUGGACCGUGCCUGAUGAUUGCUGAGAAAGCUGCAGACAUUAUCCUCGGGAAACACACAUGA